Molecule: messenger RNA, 1502 nt
Organism: Tarenaya hassleriana
Lineage: Eukaryota; Viridiplantae; Streptophyta; Magnoliopsida; Brassicales; Cleomaceae
Product: transcription factor UNE10
Exons: 6
Coding region: 234-1265 (343 amino acids)
Cellular component (GO): nucleus
Molecular function (GO): protein dimerization activity
Source: RefSeq, a predicted model, not a curated record
AAAUGGUAAUGUUAUCCAUGAUUAAAAAGUCUAUGGUUCAUUUAUGAUAUAAUGAAUAAUGUCCCCACUUCUCCAUUACUGCAAAAGUGACAGCCUUCUCUCUCUCCCUGACUCUCCCCUUCAAAUUGAAACGCCCAGGGAAACAAGCACACAAGAGAGGGAGAAAGAGAGCAAUAGGAGAAUAUAUGCAUAAUUAAAUUCAAGGGAAUUGAGGGAUUGGAGAAGUGCGGACAAUGAGUCAGUGUGUUCCCACGUGGGACGUAGAUGACAGUCCCACCACUGCCCGCCACUCCCACCGCUCCCACGGCGCCGCCGCCGAUAUCCCCUUGUUAGAAGAGUACGAGGUGGCGGAGCUGACAUGGGAAAACGGGCAGCUGGCGUUGCACGGAUUAGGGCCACCAAGGGCACAGACGCAGACAAAGUACGUGAGCGGAGGGACGCUGGAGUCAAUAGUGAACCAAGCAACGAACAGCAACAACAAGGGAAUGGACGCGAUGGUACCGGGAUCUUGCAGGAGAGACCAUCCAGAAGAAGAGGCUGCUGCUCCUAAACGACCGAGGCGUGGAGAUCAGAUCAGCGUCAGUGGGAGUGCCACUGUCGGCAGAAUUAGGACUACUGACUCUUCCGGCAUGGGCUUCACUUCCACCUCCCUCGACGACCAUUACUCCUUCUCUCCCGAGAUGGAGGUGACCCAUGAAGAGGACACCAAGAAUACUGCUGCUAAAUCCUCCGUUUCAACCAAGAGGAGCAGAGCCGCUGCUAUUCAUAACCAAUCUGAACGUAAAAGGAGAGACAAGAUCAACCAGAGGAUGAAGACUUUGCAGAAAUUAGUUCCUAAUUCCAGCAAGACGGAUAAAGCAUCGAUGCUGGAUGAAGUGAUAGAGUACUUGAAACAAUUACAAGCACAGGUGAGCAUGAUGAGUAGGAUGAGCAUGCCAUCGAUGAUGUUGCCAAUGGCCAUGCAACAACAGCUACAAAUGUCAAUGAUGGCUAACCACAUGGGGCUAGGGAUGGGACUUGGAGUCAUGGACAUGAAUUCUAUGAACCGAGCCGCUUCGAACAUGAUGCCUAACCCAUUUAUGCCAAUGGCUUGGGAUACCGCUGCUUCCAAUGAUUGCCGAUACCCGUCUCCCGUGAUACCAGAUCCUAUGGCCGCCUUUCUUUCAUGUCAAUCGCAGCCAAUGACCAUGGAUGCCUAUAGCCGGAUGGCUGCCUUGUAUCAGCAGAUGCAGCAACACCUACCACCACCUUCAAACCUAAAAUGAUAAAAAGUAGACUUAUUAUGCCUACGUGUGUGCUAUACCAUCAUCCAUGUAUGAUUAUGUCGAAGAAGUAGAUCAUGGUAUAUAUAGUCGGAGGGAAAAUAAAACGAUUGAUGAAUGUGUAAUAUCACCUUCCCAUUAAAUGUUGGACCCGACCUAUUGUUUACGGAAUAUACAACAGACAUCUCAUUGUUAUAAUAAAAGAUAAUAGCUGUCUUGGGCUGAAUCAUUUUUUUUUAA